Anolis carolinensis (green anole) is the source of this 3783-nucleotide messenger RNA. RefSeq names its product MARVEL domain-containing protein 3. The record is from RefSeq and is a predicted model, not a curated record. The coding region runs from base 321 to 1283 and encodes 320 amino acids. The transcript is spliced from 4 exons. NCBI's taxonomy places the organism in Eukaryota, Metazoa, Chordata, Lepidosauria, Squamata, Anolidae. Gene Ontology annotation, cellular component: membrane.
CUCUCUCCCUCACGCUUUCCCCGCCCCGGGAUGGCUUCAGCAGGCUCAACAGGUCACUCCUCCUGGUUGGGAGCGAAACCCGAGUGGGGCGGGACCCUCAGGAGCCUGUUACCUGUGAGAAAUCACUCUCUUCGUUGUUUUCUUUCUGUCUGUCCUUCCUUCUCCUCAGCCGCUCUCCUGAUAAGGAAGCGCCUUCGCCCUCUUGGAGGAGGAAGCGGGAGUUUGGGCUCCGCGUUUUGGCCUCCUCUCUCUACUGGCGCCAUGACAGGAAAUUCCUGAGACUCGGCGCUUCUUCAUUCGCAGUUUCAGCAAGAGUGAAGAUGUCUUAUUCAGAGCGGACCCAUCCAAAUAGAGAUUACAGACACAAGGAGAACCCCAGAACUAACAGAUAUAUUGAUGAGAGAAGUCGAACACCAUAUGCAGCAAAUGGCAGGUCCUCAACACCUGAACCUUCAAGCUCUUCCAGUGUUUUCACAGAGCCUUACCAGCGCUACCCAGCAGCAACCCAUGGAGAUGCCCGUUACCUGCCCCAGCCUUACCCUCCCAAGUUGACCUUUUCUGAGAAAUGCUCAAACCUGUGCUCCAGAAGAGGUAUCUUGCAGUUUGUUGAAGUGAUAGUCAACAUUUUAGUGCUGGUCUGCAUAGGAGCAGCCCAAGCAAGUCUUUCAGGUUUCUCUGCAAUGGCUGGUUUGGGCUCUUUCAGCCUCGAUUCAGCCUAUAGUCCAUUUGAAGGAACCGAACUCCAAGAAGUACGGGACCUGGAUAUGCAGUACAGCCAGAUGAGAGCUCCUUGUGUGUACGGAGGGGUGGCCUUUAGCCUAACCAUGAUGUGCCUCACCCUUCUCUUCCUCAUCGGUGGAGGGAAGCCUAUUUACCGCCUCUCACUAUUACUGCUGGGUUCAGAGUUCGUCUUCGACAUCCUUGCCUGCCUUGGGUACAUUGCGGCUGUUGGACUUUACCUUCACGUCGUCAUACAAGUUAACGCGACGGAUGUGUGCCGACGGCGGGAGAGACUGUAUAUGAGAAGGGGCUACACUUCCAUGAACUGCAGCGUGCAGGGUGGAGAUGCCUCUGUGGCUCUCUUUGGCCUCGUGGCCUCCUGCUUGUAUUUUGCAAGCACCGUGGUCUGUGCUUUGACCAUUCGGAGUGUGCGGGAGUUUAAGAGGCAGGAGGCCAAGAUGCAGCACGAUCUCGACAGAACCUACAGGGAAGGUGAGCGUCCCAAGGCCUAUAAAAGUCCAGGAAGUAGUCGUUCUGCGGGGACCUUCGCUACCCUUGUGUAGCCUGUUCCGAUAUUCAAGGGAACACAGCCAAGGAAUAUGUUGGAUGAUUCCAUUUAUAUUGUAAAACAAACUACUUUAGCCAGGCUGGAGGUGUAAUAAUAUUUCUUAAAAUUGAAGUAAUUGAGAAAGAAUACCAGAUUUCCUUAUUUUGUGUAAGUGUAUAUAUAGAUUUUAACUGACUUGAUUGUAACUAUGUGUUGUUGAAGGCUUUCAUGGCCGAAAUCACAGGGUUGCUGUGUGUUUUCCAGGCUGUAUGGCCAUGUUCCUCACAACCUCUGAGGAUGCCUGCCAUAGAUUUGGGCCAAAUGUCAGGAUAGAAUACUUCUGGAACAUGGCCAUACAGCCCGGAAAACACACAACAACCCUUGAUUGUAACUGUUCAGAAUGAAGUUUUUUUAUGCCUGUUGUGCUAGAGAUGGCCCAUGAAAAUGUUGUCGGAGCACUCCUGCUGUCCACCAGCCCUAUGGACUGGGCUUAUGGGAGUGGGAAUCUUACUACUCUAAGUGCAUGAAACUAACUGCUGGUUUACUAAACUUGGAUGCAGAGUGAGGCCUAAGGAACAAAUGGAAGGAGAUUAGGGCUUCUAAAAGGAUCAAUUCACAUAAUGCAUGGUUAGGUUCUAGAGCAGACAUGGGCAAACUUUGGCCCUCCAGGUGUUUUGGACUUCAACUCCCAGAAAUCCCAGUCAGUUUACCGGCUGUUAGGAAUUGUGGGUGUUGAGGUCCAAAACACCUGGAAAGUCAACGUUUGUCCAUGCUUGUUCUAGAGUCCAAUAAGAAUGAGAAAUAGGGGAGGAAAUUGUAUUGUUUUGACCAUGGUGUGACCACUUCCAUAAAGCUCUUUUGGUAAGUCUAUACAGUAGCACCCCGCCCCACUUUUAAGAAGGUUAAGGGUGCAGGACCCCCAUAAAAGUGAAUAAAAAACUCACAAUUUGUUAAAGUGCUCUAGGAAUCUCUGGGUCCUCCAGCAUGACACUACAGUCAACGUCCACCAGAAAUCAACCAUAGAAUGACACUAGAAGACCUACAAGUGGCUAGAGUAGUAUUCUUUAUAGAAAUCUGUAGGUCCUCUGGCACAACUCAUAUUCAACCAUAGAAUGAGAACGAGACAUUGACCAUAGAGUCAUGCUGGAGAAUCUAGAGAUUUCUGGAGAACACAUUAAUCAAAUCUACAAAAAAUAAACAAGCAAAUGUGGAGGGACAGCUGUAGAGUCCAACUCUGUAAGAUUAAAAACAUCCAGAGAGCAGCUUAAGCACUGUACUGCAGGUCAGUUGUUCUUCUAGUAAUGUUUAAAUGGGCAUAUAUCUCUAAAUAAGCACAUGUAGUUCAACUCAGUACAAGCUACAUAAGCAGCUAUUGUAGUGCAGUUUCAGGGAGGUAUCAGGAUAGGACACAUUCAAUUUAGUGCUGUACUCAGCUGUCCCUAGUGAUUGAAGAUGAGUGGAUGCUGGCACCUAACCCUUCCUUGCUAGUGUAACGGACUACUGAUCAAUAAAUCUCACCAAGACUCAGAAACUGCCUCUCUUCCUUGAAUUUGGAGAUAACAAAACAAUUAUUUAGGGCAGUGGUUCUCAACCUCUUGUCCUCAGAUGUUUUGGGCUUCACCUCCCAGAAAUCCCACCCAGCUUACCAGCUGUUAGGAAUUUUGGGAGCUGAAGUCCCAAACACUUGGAGAACUGAAAGGUUGAGAAUCACUGAUCUAGGGGGAGGAGGAACAUCUUGCAUAAAUGAAUUCUUUAAGUGAAGGAAUUAAUCCUUCUAUUUUUCCUUGUACUUAUUUUGGCAGCUACUCGGCUUUAUGGUGUGUGUAAGAGAAUUAUUCCUGCUCCAGUUCUGAAUACAAAUGCAGAACUCAGGGCAAAUGUCAGGGGUUUGCGGCUACAUAGGCUCACUAGGAGAGUUGAGAGGACUGAAACUUUUUUGAAAAUAUUCUAUACUCCAAAUCAUGGGCAAUUUCUAAGGCCUCCCUGGAAUUAAAAAGGCUGGUAGGGAAAAUGUGCCAGAAUUAUUCCCAUUUAGGGGCACAAAAGCAGUUUUGGGGGGCAAUAUGCACCCUGUAGCAUGCUACAACUUCCUCACCUGUAUAAUAGAGGUACAAAACUCAUUUGAGUCAAUGCUGUGCAUCUUUGGUUCUUGGCUUUCACAUGGUAAAGAAGGAGCCCCCGAUCCCUUGUGCCGGCAGGACUACUGACCAAAAGGUCGACAGUUCAGACCCCAGGGGGGUGAGCUCCUGUCUGUCAGCUCUAGCUCCCCAUUCGGGGACAUGUGAGAAGCCUCCCACAGGAUGGUGAAACAUCAAAACAUCUGGGCAUCUCCUGGGCAACGUCCUUGCAGACGGUCAAUUCUCUCACACCAGAAGCGACUUGAAGUUCCUCAAGUCGCUCCUGAUGCGGUAAAAAAAAAACAAACCACAGGGUAAGGAGGACAUAGGCAUUCUCAGAGCUACAUCUCUGUUAGGUCUGAACAUAAUGAUGCAAAGGUAUGCAAGCUUUUUGGUAAA